This is a messenger RNA of Fraxinus pennsylvanica, 1458 nucleotides long. Lineage: Eukaryota; Viridiplantae; Streptophyta; Magnoliopsida; Lamiales; Oleaceae. The record is from the annotation of a GenBank genome assembly.
AUGGCAAAAGGAUGCAAUAAGUUCAGUAGGAAAAAUUCAAUAAACUUGAGGAAUUUCGAGCCCGGAAAAUUAAUGCUUGAAACGAAGCUUUCGUUCAAGAAUCUAGUUCAAGACAUUAGAAAAUCAGGAUAUGAUGAUGCAAAUGAAAAGGCCGAUGGUUCUACUUAUAAAUCAGUCAGUGCGGUUUCUCUCCCGGAACCUGCUAUAAUGUUUACUCCACGACCUGUUAGUGAGCUUGAUGCCGCUGCCAUCAAGCUUCAGAAAGUAUACAAGAGCUACCGGACUCGAAGAAACCUUGCAGAUUGCGCAGUUGUCGUUGAGGAGCUAUGGUGGAAAGCCUUGGACUUUGCAGCUCUCAAGCGAUGCUCUGUGUCAUUCUUCAAUGAUGAGAAACCUGAAACUGCCAUUUCACGGUGGGCUAGAGCAAGGACAAGAGCAGCCAAGGUUGGAAAGGGAUUGUCCAAGGACGAAAAAGCUCAACAACUUGCCCUACAGCACUGGCUUGAAGCUAUCGAUCCACGCCAUAGGUACGGGCACAAUUUACAUCUCUAUUAUGAUAUCUGGUUCAAAAGUGAAAGUGCACAGCCGUUCUUUUACUGGUUGGAUGUUGGAGAUGGAAAAGAACAAAAUCUUCAGAAGUGCCCACGGGCCAAUUUGCAACGGGAGUGCAUCAAAUAUCUAGGACCAAAAGAGAGAGAAUCGUUUGAAGUUGUGGUUGAAAAUGGGAAGCUUGUGUACAAACAAAGUAGUACCGCUGUGGACACAAUAGAAGGUUCAAAAUGGAUAUUUGUUCUUAGCACGUCCAGAAUUCUGUACGUAGGAAAGAAGAAGAAAGGUCUUUUUCAGCAUUCAAGUUUUCUUGCUGGUGGGGCCAUCACAGCAGCUGGAAGAUUGGUUGCUCAUGAAGGUGUUCUUGAGGCAAUUUGGCCAUAUAGUGGUCACUAUCAUCCAACAGAGGAGAACUUCAGCGAAUUCAUAAGCUUCCUGGAGGAUCACUGUGUAGAUCUUGCUAAUGUAAAGAGAUGUGCAAUUGAUGAUGACUGCCCUCCUUUUAAUAAGGAUGCCAAUGAGGAAUCAAUUCCAAGACCAUCAUUAGGUUGUUCUGAAGCCAGUCAAUCGAAGGACUCGAGCACUUCUGAUGUAUCUGGCCGAGCCCAGGAAAUAGAAAUUAUAUGCGCUUAUCAAAUGGAUAAACCGGUGUAUAACUUGGAUAAGCACAUGUCCUGCAAAUGGACUACUGGAAAUGGACCACGCAUUGGAUGUGUCCGGGAAUACCCUGCAGAGUUGCAAUUUCGAGCACUUGAACAAGUUAACCUUUCUCCUAGGGUGCCUUGUGGACCUGUCAGCAACUACGGUCCAAUCCCAUCACCAAGACCAAGUCCUAAUGUUCGACUCUCUCCUAGGCUUGUAGGUAUGGGUCUGCCGAGUCCAAGGACCCCCAUUCCAGCAGCUACCUAA